AUGGUUGUUCUGGAUGUUUUACUUUUGUUUUUCAUUGGAACUUCAAAGAUACAGGCUGAUUUUUCCAAUACUAUUGCUGGAACAACAUACAAUGUUACAGUUUCUGCAGUUUCUUCGUCAGUCUAUAGUUCACCUGCAAGUAGAACUGUGACAACAAAUGUGACAAAUCCUGGGCCACCUGUGUUCCUUGCAGGUGAAAGAGUGGGUUCUGCUGGGAUUCUGCUGUCAUGGAACACCCCACUCUAUCCAAAUGGGAGAAUUCUAUCCUAUAUUGUUAAAUAUAAAGAAGUCUGCCCAUGGAUGCAAACAGCUUAUACACAGGUCACAACAAAGCCAGAUAGUUUGGAAGUUCUUCUCACCAGUCUUAACCCUGGAACAACUUAUGAAAUUAUGGUUGCUGCUGAGAACAGUGCUGGUAUUGGAGUGUUUAGCGAUCCUUUCCUUUUCCAGACUGCAGAAAGUGCUCCAGGUAAAGUAGUGAAUCUCACAGUUGAAGCCUUAAAUUCUUCAGCUGUAAAUCUGAUCUGGUUUCUCCCUCGGCAACCAAAUGGAAAGAUAACUAGUUUCAAGAUUAGUGUGAAACACGCAAGAAGUGGAAUUGUAGUGAAAGAUGUCCUGGUUAAAGUAGAGGACCUUCUGUCUGGGAGGUUACCAGAAUGCAAUGAUAAGAGUGAAUCUUUUUUGUGGAGUACCACCACUCCUUCAACUACUUUUGGGAAAUCCACAAGUCUUUCACUGACAACAGUGACACCAAGUACAGAGGCAGCAAGCCAGAAGAGCUCUGUUUGGAGUGAACCCAUCAGCUUUGUUGUAAGUAACCUCAGGCCAUACACCACCUAUCUUUUUGAAGUCUCUGCAGUUACCACUGAAGCAGGCUACAUUGACAGUGCAAUUGUCCGGACACCAGAAUCAGUUCCAGAAGACCCACCACAGAAUUUUGCCAAGAGCAACCUUACAGCAAAAUCUUUCUCAGUAAUGUGGGACCCACCAACCAUAGUAACAGGGAAAUUCAGUUACAGAGUUGAGCUGUAUGGACCAUCGGGUCACGUUCUGGAUAACAGCACAAAAGACCUUAAGUUUGUGUUUAGUAACCUGGUUCCCUUUACAACAUACGACGUGUACGUCAGUGCUGAGACAAGCGCCGGGGUGGGGCCAAAGACCAACCUCACAGUUUUCACUCCUGCAGAUGUCCCAGGUGCUGUAUCAGAUUUACAACUAGCAGAAGUGGAAGCCACAUAUAUAAAAAUUACUUGGAGGAAGCCACAACAACCAAAUGGAAUCAUUACCCAGUACAGAGUUAAAGUAUAUGCACAGGCAACACUCACCACUCUGGAGAACACUAUUCUUGGAGACAAAAAUAAGUAUCUGAUUGAUUCUUUGGAACCAUACACAAUAAAUGAAAAUAUCAAACCUUCUUCUCCCCCUUGGAAUUCAAUGGAAGCAGACAAUGAUUUAUAUGAGGGUUCAGCUGAAAUGUUUUCCAGCAUUCAGACAGCUUCCCCAGUACCAGUAAUAUUUACAAGUGUAUCUGGUGAUAAUUUGCCUGAUAUAAAUGGAGCUACAGAACUACGUUCUGCUUUGGAUAAUCAACAUAACAUCGACAUUUUGGCUGAAGAACUGUCAUAUGUUAUAAAGGGCCUCACACCUUUCACAGAUUACACAAUUAGUGUGUCUGCUUUCACUCCUGUUGGAGAAGGACCACCAUCAGUUCUUACAGUCAGGACAAGUGAACAAGUCCCAAGCUCAGUACAAAAUAUAUUUUACAAGAAUAUUAGCUCCUCCUCUGUUUUACUGUACUGGGAUCCUCCAGCAAAUCCUAAUGGGAAAAUCAUUCAUUAUACUGUUUAUGCAACGGAACUGGAUACAAAAAGAGCAUUUCAUGAAACAACUUCAAACAACAGCUUACUUAUGACAGGUUUAAAAAAGUACACAAAUUAUAAAAUGAGAGUGGCAGCCUCUACUGCAGUUGGAGAAAGUGCUUUGUCUGAAGAGAAUGAGGUGUUUGUGCGAACCCCUGAGGACGAACCAGAUUCCCCUCCUCACAACUUUGAAUUAAUAAAUGUAACUGCAACAGAAAUAAAUCUGAGAUGGUUACCACCUGAGCAGCCUAAUGGUCUCAUAACUCACUAUGAAGUUCUGUACAGUGAUUCCAACGAUUUUUUUAUUAAAAAUACCUCAUCUACAAGUAUAUCACUAAUUGAAAUGAAGCCAUAUACUCUCUACAACAUCUCAGUAAGAGCAUUCACCAGACUUGGCCAUGGGAAUCAGUCAUCUUUUCCACUUCUGGUCAGAACUUCUGAAACUGUUCCUGCUUCUGCACCAGAAAACGUAACCUAUAGGAACAUCUCAUCCUUGGAAAUUGAAUUAUCAUUUUUUCCACCAUCCAUUCCCAAUGGAAUCAUACAGACCUACACAAUAUAUCUCAUGAGGACUAACAGGACUGAGCAAAGAGUUAUAAACACUACCCUUCGGACACUACGUAUUACAGAUUUAAGUAAAUAUACAGAAUAUACUGCAGAAGUGUCUGCUAGUACCGCAGUGGGAGAGGGUGUUCGUAGUUCACCUCUGCAUGUACUAACUGAUGAAGAUGCUCCAAGUUCUCCUCCACAAGCCCUCUCUGUAAAACAGUUGUUGGGUGUCACUGUGCAGUUGUCAUGGAAACCUCCGCUGGAGCCAAAUGGAAUUAUCCUCUAUUACACAGUUUGUGUCUGGAAUAAAAUGUCAAAGAGGAGUGUAAAUGUAACAGAAACAUCACUGGAAUUCACAGACCUAGAAUAUAACUCUGAGUAUAGUGCUUACCUAACAGCAAGUACAAGAUUUGGAGAUGGCAAAAUAAAAAGUGAUACUAUAACAUUCAGAACUUCUGAAGGAGCACCAAGUGAUCCACCAAAAGAUGUUACAUACAGAAACCUUACUUCCACAUCAAUAAUGCUAUUCUGGUCUCCUCCUCAAAAGCCUAAUGGAAAUGUACUGUACUACUCAGUUUAUUUCAAAAACAACUCAGGAAUAUUCAUACAGAAUUUCACAAGUUAUGGUAAUGACAGCAACGUCAGUGUAGUGCUGGAUGACUUGGCAAAAUACAGCCAUUAUACUUUGUGGUUAACUGCAAGCACAGCAUUUGGAGAUGGAAACAAAACCAGUGAAAAAAUAGAUGUGCAUACAGAUCAGGAUAUCCCAGAAGGUUUUGUUGAAAAUCUGAUCUAUCAAAACAUUUCCUCAUCUUCUGUAAAUGUAAGCUGGCUUCCACCAUCCCAGCCAAAUGGCUUAGUCUUCUUUCAUGUUUCUCUAAGUUUAAUGCAACUGGGAACCAGUAAGAUAUUAUCUUUCCUUACUUACAACACAAACAUAAUUUUUGAUGGUCUGGAGAAAUACACUGAUUACAUUCUGAAAAUCACACCAGCCACUGAUAAAGGAUCUUCUGAACGGCACACUCUGAGUCUUCAUAUAAGAACUGAUGAAGACGUCCCAGAAUCAGCACCUGUAAUGAAAACAUUUUCAAAUCUCUCAACUACCUCAGUUAUGCUUUCAUGGGACCCUCCUGUUAAGCCAAAUGGUAUUAUAAUACAUUAUGAUUUAAAUCUAUUUGGGCCAGAAAGGAAUAGCUCGUUCUCUACCACCAAUAAUUUUAUCAUUUUGGAAGACCUUCUGCCAUUCACAUUGUACAGCAUUUAUGCAGCUGCCAGAACAAUAAAAGGACCUGGUCCAUCUGCUAUGCUUCAGUUCUACACAGAUGAGUCAGUGCCAUUAGCUCCACCCCAGAAUUUGACCAUUAUCAACUACACUGCAGAUUCUGUGUGGCUAAAAUGGGAUCCAAGUCCCCAGUCAAAUGGUGCUAUCAUGAGAUAUAAUUUUAAGAUUUAUCAAAACAACACUGAAGAACUUUUUUUUUGGAACAUUUCAGGUUCAAACCACGAGGCAAACAUUGUUGGAUUAGACCCAUACAGUCCCUAUUUUAUCAGUGUCUCUGCAUUUACCAAGCUUGGGAAUGGCAAUCAGUUCAGUAAUGCUGUCCAGUUUACAACGAUGGAAUCAGUGCCAGAUGCUGUACAGAACAUUCGUUGUAUCGCAACGAGUUGGCAAUCGAUCCUAGUGCAGUGGGACCCUCCUGCUUCAGCCAACGGCAUAAUUACACAUUACACCAUAGCAGUUGAAGGAAAUUCUACAAAUUUUUCGUCUUCUGGUACACUGCAUACUUUUAGAAAUCUGCUUUCCAAUGUCACUUAUCAAAUUAAAAUAAGAGCUGCAACAUCUGCUGGUGAUGGUGAAGAACAGAUAUGCAAUGCCAGUACACUUCCAGAAAAAGUUCCUAGUGCUCCCAGGGAUAUUGUUUUUUCCAAUGUGCAAUCAACAAGUGUGACCUUGCAUUGGAGAGCACCAAAAUCUAUCCUUGGCUACUUUCAAGACUACAAGAUUACCACACAGCUACAAUCCAUCCACUGCAGUGACUGGGAGGCUAUGGAAUGUAUUGAACAUGAGAUGCAUCAGUAUUUGUAUGAAAAUGUCAUGGAUGACUGGAUAGAAGACACAGUGUAUGGACUGAAAAAAUACAGAUGGUACAGAUUUGCUGUUGCUGCCAGUACAAAUGUUGGUUAUGGCAGUUCUUCACCUUGGAUUUCAACUCAAACCCUUCCUGGCUCUCCAGAUGGUCCUCCAGAAAAUGUGACUGUUUUAGCUACAUCUCCUCACAGUAUUAAUGUCAGCUGGAAUGAACCUGCCAUCAUUACAGGACCAACGAGCUACCUCAUAGAUGUUACCUCAGUGGAUAAUGACAACUAUAAAGCUCAGUUUUUGAAGACAAAUGAGGAGGAUAAAAUCUUAGAAAUUUCUGAUUUAAAAGCAUUUACGAGGUAUUCUGUAGUGAUCAUUGCCUUUACAGGGGAUGUUAAUGCUGCACUCCUAGAAGGAAAGCCUAGUUCCCCUAUAAUUGUCUCCACUUUUGAAGCAGUGCCUGAAGACCCACCUAACAACAUAACUUUUCAGAAGAUACCAGAUGAAGUAACAAAAUUCCAAGUAACAUUUGUGCCACCAUCUGAACCAAAUGGAAAUAUUCAAGUGUAUCAAGCUAUGGUUUACAAUGAAGAUGACCCUGCUGCCAUCCAGAUCCACAACCUUAGUGUCAUUGAAAAAAAAGAUCAGUCAGUCACUGCCAUGAUAGAAGGACUAAAAGGAGGACAUACCUACAAUGUCAGCGUGUAUGCAAUUAAUGGUGCCGGUGCAGGGCCAAAAAUUCAAUUGAAAAUAACCAUGGAUAUCAAAGAACCACCAAGGCCAAAAAAGAAACCAGCACCAGUUUAUGAUACCAAUGGAGCAUUACUUGUCACAGCUACAACAAUUACAAUCAGAAUGCCAAUAUGUUACUACAGUGAUGAUCAUGGACCUAUCAAGAAGAUACAAGUUCUUGUUGUGGAAGCUGGAGCUCAACAUGAUGGGAAUGUUACCAAGUGGUAUGAUGCCUACUUCAACAGACCAAGGCCAUAUUUUACAAAUGAAGGCUUUCCAAACCCACCAUGCAUAGAAGGAAAAGAAGAUCUGAGUGGGAAAGAAGAGAUAUAUGUCAUAGGUGCUGAUACUACAUGUCUGAUACCAGGCAGUCAAGACAAAAUAUGUAAUGGCCCACUGAAACCAAGAAGGCAGUACCUAUUUAAGUUCAGAGCAACUAACAUUAAAGGGCAGUUUACAGAUUCUGACUAUUCUGACCCUGUCAAAACAUUGGGUGAAGGACUGACAGGAAGAUCUGUAGAAGUUGUCCUUGCUGUUACUUUGUGUAUGCUUUCAGUUGUUCUUCUGGUGGCUGCAGUAUAUGCUUUUGCAAGAAUUCGGCAAAAGCAAAAAGAGGGAGGCACAUACUCCCCACGAGAUGCUGAAAUUAUUGACACGAAAUUCAAACUGGAUCAGCUGAUCACAGUGGCAGACCUGGAGCUGAAGGAUGAGAGAUUUACACGGUUGCUUAGUUAUAGAAAAUCCAUCAAGCCAGUAAGCAAAAAAUCCUUUCUACAACAUGUUGAAGAGCUUUGCACAAACAACAACCUAAAGUUUCAGGAAGAAUUUUCGGAACUUCCCAAGUUUCUUGAAGACCUUGCUUCAACGGAUGCUGAUCUGCCUUGGAAUAGGUCUAAGAAUCGUUUCCCAAACAUAAAGCCAUAUAAUAACAACAGAGUAAAGCUGAUGCCUGAUGCUGGUAUUCCUGGAUCUGACUACAUUAAUGCCAGCUAUGUGUCUGGCUAUUUAUGUCCAAACGAGUUUAUUGCAACUCAGGGACCAUUACCAGGAACAGUGGGUGAUUUCUGGAGAAUGGUGUGGGAGACAAGAGCUAAAACACUUGUGAUGCUCACACAAUGUUUUGAAAAAGGACGUAUAAGAUGUCAUCAGUACUGGCCAGAAGAUAAUAAACCAGUGACUGUGUUUGGGGAUAUAGUGAUUACUAAAUUGAUGGAAGAUAUUCAAAUAGACUGGACCAUCAGAGACCUAAAAAUUGAAAGGCAUGGAGACUGCAUGAUGGUGCGGCAGUGUAACUUCACUUCUUGGCCAGAACAUGGAGUCCCUGAAACCACUGCACCAAUUAUCCAUUUUGUAAAACUUAUCCGUGCAAGCCGAGCACAUGAUAACACACCAAUGGUGGUGCACUGCAGUGCUGGUGUUGGAAGAACAGGUGUUUAUAUUGCGCUUGACCAUUUAACUCAACAUGUAAAUGACCAUGAUUUUGUGGAUAUCUAUGGACUUGUAGCUGAGCUAAGAAGUGAAAGAAUGUGUAUGGUACAAAACCUGGCACAAUAUAUAUUUUUACAUCAGUGUGUAUUGGAUCUGUUGACAACCAAGGGAAGUAGUCAGCCCUUAUGUUUUGUAAAUUAUUCAGCACUGCAAAAGAUGGACUCUCUGGAUGCCAUGGAAGGUGAUGUGGAGCUUGAAUGGGAAGAAACAACCAUGUAAAUACUGGGAGUAAAUAUUACAGAAAAGGAGAUUUUGAAAAUCAAAGUAAUAUUUUUCUAAGCACAGGGGCCAAAGAGAAUUCCCCUAUUUUGUUGAUUAAAGGAAACACAGAUGAUUGAGACAUCUUUUCUUCUAUCAAUGUGCCUUCAUAAAUAAGUUAAAGUAUUUUACUCAGAACACUGAGCAAUAAUGGUUUGGAGUACUUUUGCACAAACUACACUUCUGGUGUUCUAUAAAUAGUGCAUUCAGUAUGUAUUUAAAGUGUAUUUGAACACAUUCCUUAUUUCCAAACUAUCUUUGUAAAAGAAAAAUGAGCCAAAUAGGAUGUAAAAAAUUAAUAUUUCCAUUGAACCUACUUUGGUGUGAAUUUGCUGUGUUCUGUGUGUUUUGGUUUUAAGUAAAAGCUAAGGUUUCUUUACUCAUUCUUGAUA
Haemorhous mexicanus (house finch) is the source of this 7358-nucleotide messenger RNA. RefSeq names its product protein tyrosine phosphatase receptor type Q (gene PTPRQ). The coding region runs from base 1 to 6927 and encodes 2308 amino acids. NCBI's taxonomy places the organism in Eukaryota, Metazoa, Chordata, Aves, Passeriformes, Fringillidae. Gene Ontology annotation, biological process: protein dephosphorylation. The transcript has 45 exons. The record is from RefSeq and is a predicted model, not a curated record. Gene Ontology annotation, molecular function: protein tyrosine phosphatase activity; protein binding.